Molecule: messenger RNA, 1381 nt
Organism: Panicum virgatum (switchgrass)
Lineage: Eukaryota; Viridiplantae; Streptophyta; Magnoliopsida; Poales; Poaceae
Product: DNA-directed RNA polymerase III subunit RPC6-like
Exons: 2
Coding region: 42-821 (259 amino acids)
Biological process (GO): transcription by RNA polymerase III
Cellular component (GO): RNA polymerase III complex
Source: RefSeq, a predicted model, not a curated record
CCGCCGCCGCCCACCCCCCCCCCCCCCCCCCUCCCCGCGCCAUGCCGCCGCGGAAGCGCCCGGCGCCGCCACCGGAAGAGCCCUCCCCUGCCUCGAAACCCGCACCUGACGCCAAGCCUCCCGAACCCGCCAAAUCCUCCCCCGAUUCCGCGCCGCCGACCAUCUCGGCCGCGAUCCUCGCCAAACUCCCGGGCAUGGAGCGGCAGGUGUACUCCCUCAUCUUCGAGGCGGGCAGCAAGGGCAUGUGGAUGCUCGACGUCCGCAAGCAGCUGGCGAUCAGCCCCAACGUCGCCACAAAGGUCGUGCGCGCCCUCGUGUCGAAUAAGCUCGUCAAGGAAGUCAGCGACGUGCGCCACCGCAGCAGGAAGAUCUUCAUGGCCACCGACUUCCAGCCCUCCGACGAGAUCACCGGCGGCACCUGGUACCACGACGGCCGGCUCGACACCGACGCCGUGUCCGCCGUGCGCCGCCGCUGCCAGGCGCAGGUCGAGAAGCUCGGCGCGGCAACCGCGCAGAUGAUCCACAACGGCAUUCUCAGGGACGACCCCAGGGCCGGGUACACCAUCGACAAGAUCAGGGAUAUCCUGAAGACCAUGGUGCUCGACAAGGUGCUCGAGGAGGUCAAGAGCACAGGCGUGGGGGAGUACGCGGCCGUCAGGAGCGGCACGAUGUGCUACCGAUUGGCUGGGGCUGCGCAGGGAGGGAUGAUGGAGGGGAUCCCGUGCGGGGUUUGCCCCAGGAUCGAUGAGUGCUCGCCGGAGGGGGUCAUUUCGCCGAGCACAUGCGUCUACUACAACAAGUGGUUGCAAAUGGACUUCUAGGCAGUGACCGGAUCGUGCCGCCUUUUCUGAAGACUUGAGAUCGUUGGAGCUUAACCCAAACCGGAAAGGCUGGGUACCCCCUUGGAAGAAGUCUGCAUUCGGUGCCGGUAUCUUCUUGGAAUCCCUCAAGGCGGAUCAGAGUAAAAUAACACCAUGAUCGCGCUUACCCCAGCAGCGACCCGGCCCUCCUCGCCUCCUCUGUCGAAGUGUCGAUGCGUCAUGUGCGGCGCUUUCUUGCACGGUUCUACCGCGUGCCGAGGGCUGAGGGGCCAACUGCUCGAGGAAGACGAAGCAGUGCUCUGAAUCAGGCCACGGCGGCCGGUGAGCGUGGAUCGUCGUCAAGCCGGAGGAAAGCGACGGCGGCCGGGAACGAGGUCUCUCGAUCCCCACCUGCUGCUGUUGAUUAAUCGGUAAGUAGUUGUAGUGGUGGUGUGGUGGGACUAGUAUAUGGUAAGGGAACGAAAUGUUGCCGGCGGCUGUGUUGAGGAAGGUGUGAUGCGUGUGCUACUCUUUUUUACCUGUCGAUCAUCUUUCGCAACGAGACUGGCUAUAGUCUGUCC